AUGAAGAAAAUAAUCGAUAAUUUAAUUAAUAGAAUCAAUUGUCCUAUUGUGAUAUUGGGUGCUGGUGCAGGUGGUUCACAUAGUGCAUAUCGAUUGGCUUCGUCACAUAAGAAACAAAUAUGUAUAUUUGAUCGAAAUAAUUAUAUUGGAGGACGAGCUUAUGAUCGUGAUUAUAAUGGAAAUUCUCCUGGUGCUUAUGAUACAACUCCAAUAACUGCACAAGGUUCUAUGCGAUUCUAUGAAGUUCAAUCUGUUAUGAAACAAUUAGCAAUUCCAUAUACUGAAUAUGACUAUAAAACUACUAUAAUUAAUGCACGUGGAAAAUCUUAUACAUCAAUUAAUGAAAUGUGUGAUGAAGCUUGUGAUUUCUUAAAAGAUACAUAUCGUUUUCGUAGUUGGUUUAAAAAUAUCAAUGCUUACGCAUUUAUGGAAUAUUAUGAUCACGAUUCAAAAUUAAAUGGUCCAAUCUAUUAUCCAAAUCAAGGCAUGUCACAAUUUCCUAAAAGAAUGAUGUACAAUGCUACUACAUUCUAUGACGCUCGUUUAUAUCUCAAUGAAGAAAUCCUUUCAAUUGAUGAUAUACCUAAUCAAAACUGUUAUCCAUUUGUAAUUGAAACAACUCGAUAUAGUAUUCGUGCUCAACAAAUAAUAGCAGCAAUUGAUCCACUUGGUUGGCAAAGUAUUACUGGUUCGAUUGCAAAUGAUAUAAAAUCUAAUGAACACUUUCAAUCGAUUUUACCUAUCAAGACAGUAACAAUUCAAUGUUAUUGGCCCCAUCGAUGGUGGGAAGAAAGUAAAAUAUAUGGAUCGGAUGUUGAUCGAAUUUGGACAAGACAAAAUUGUAUAACUAUUGCUGAAAUAUUUUCUCAACGUCCAGAACAAAGAUUUCAAAAUGCAACACGAAUAGUUUAUGAUGAUGGUCAAUGUGUUGAAAUGUGGUCAGCAUUGAUUGCACGAUCAUCACAAGAAGAUUUAAUUAAUGAAAUACUUCGAGGAUUACAAUCAAUAUUUACUGAUGUUAGUAUUCAACGACCAACAAAAAUAUUUACGAAAAUAUGGCAAGGUGAUUGGCAUUUUCAAACUGCAAAUAGUCAUAUUACGAAUAGACAAAUAGCUAGUUGGGCUUUAAAUCCACUACCAAGAUUUAAUAGAAAUCAAUUAAGUUUAGUUGGUGAAGCAUUUUAUUUAAACCGAGCAAUUUGGACUGAGGCAGCAGUGAAAUCAUCAUUAAUAUCGUUAACUUCACAAUUUAAUUUUAAAUUCAAUUGUUUUGAAAAUGAUUCUACUACAUCAGGUGGAAGAUUUUGGCCUUCGGAUUUAAUUUAA
Messenger RNA from Adineta steineri, 1326 nucleotides. The record is from the annotation of a GenBank genome assembly. Lineage: Eukaryota; Metazoa; Rotifera; Eurotatoria; Adinetida; Adinetidae.